Messenger RNA from Ambispora gerdemannii, 224 nucleotides. The record is from the annotation of a GenBank genome assembly. Lineage: Eukaryota; Fungi; Glomeromycota; Glomeromycetes; Archaeosporales; Ambisporaceae.
AUAGUUCAUCCUCACUUUCCCAAGAACAGGAAUUAGAAAAAUAUCUUUCCGGAAAAAGAUUAGACCUCAAAAAAUACUUUGUUUUUAAUUCGGGGGAAGAAGUUAAAGUAGGAGCAAUUAAAUUAGAACAUAAUUGGAUUGAAAAAAAGGUUAAUAAUGCUAGGGCUUUAACUCCUCUACUUUCCGAACAUUUAACUAAAUUAUUGGGAGAAAAAAAGGAUUGA